AACUUCCGGCAGCGACCCAUUAGCUCGUCGGCGAUUGGUCCGUUUCCCCGGCGUGUUGCGUGACGUCACCUCCCGGCUCCUGGGGUCGCACGUGUGGGGAAGCCUGAAGACGCGGCUGAGCGGGGUCUUGGGCUCCCUCCGGACUUUUAGCUUGUAGUAGCUGCUCCUUUGGGGGCUGAGUGCCGCGCUGCUGCAGCAUGCCUCACAGGAAGAAAAAGCCUUUUAUAGAGAAGAAGAAAGCUGUGUCUUUUCACUUGGUCCACCGGAGCCAACGAGAUCCUUUAGCAGCAGAUGAGACUGCACCCCAGAGGGUUCUUUUGCCCACACAGAAAAUAAACGAUGAAGAAAGGCGAGCAGAGCAGAGGAAGUAUGGUGUGUUCUUUGAUGAUGACUAUGACUACCUGCAGCAUCUGAAGGAGCCAUCCGGGCCUUCAGAGCUUAUUCCUUCAAGCCCCUUCAGUGCACACAGCAGGAGAGAUGAGAAAGAAGAAACUUUAGUAAUUCCAAGCACUGGAAUUAAAUUACCUUCAUCAGUGUUUGCAUCAGAGUUUGAGGAAGAUGUUGGAUUAUUAAAUAAAGCAGCUCCCGUCUCAGGACCUCGAUUGGAUUUUGAUCCUGACAUUGUUGCAGCUCUUGAUGAUGACUUUGACUUUGAUGAUCCAGAUAAUCUGCUUGAAGAUGACUUUAUUCUUCAAGCCAAUAAGCCAGCAGCAGAGGAGGAGGGAGUGGACGUGCAGAAAUCUGAGGAUGAAGAUGAAUGGGAAGAUGUGGACGAUGAGAAAGGGAGAGGUAGCAGUGAUGAUGACUGUGACUCUGUGGGGCCAUUGUCAGAGGAGGACGUCCCCGGAAAACCUCGUGGAACUCUAGAAAAUCAUUUGUUCUGGGAAGAGGAAACGAAAAGUCGCUUCACAGAGUAUUCUAUGACUUCCUCAAUCAUGAGGAGAAAUGAGCAGCUGACCCUGCAUGAUGAGAGGUUUGAGAAGUUUUAUGAGCAAUAUGAUGAUGAUGAAAUUGGAGCUCUGGAUAAUGCUGAAUUGGAAGGUUCCAUUCAAAUAGACAGCAAUCGGUUGCAAGAAGUUUUGAAUGACUACUACAAAGAGAAGGCAGAGAAUUGUGUAAAAUUGGAUACUCUUGAACCCCUGGAGGAUCAAGACCUACCAAUAAAUGAGCUUGAUGAGUCUGAGGGAGAAGAAAUUAUUACUGUAGUUCUCGAGGAAGCCAAAGAAAAGUGGGAUUGUGAAUCCAUUUGCAGCACAUACUCCAAUUUAUACAACCAUCCACAGCUUAUCAAAUAUCAACCAAAGCCCAAACAAAUUCAGAUAUCUUCUAAAACAGGAAUACCACUCAAUGUCUUACCCCCAAAAGGACUCACAGCAAAGCAAGCUGAGCGAAUGCAGAUGAUUAAUGGCAGUGAUCUGCCUAAGGUGUCAACCCAACCACGUUCUAAAAACGAAAGCAAAGAGGAUAAAAGAGCAAGAAAGCAAGCGAUAAAAGAAGAGCGCAAGGAGCGAAGAGUGGAGAAGAAAGCUAAUAAACUGGCAUUUAAACUGGAGAAAAGACGGCAGGAAAAGGAGCUGCUGAACUUGAAGAAGAAUGUUGAGGGUCUGAAGCUAUAGAUGGUGGAAUCUGUAGGAUAAUGUAUUUCCUAUUAAGAGCUCACCAUUAUGUUCAAUAACCAACUUAGAUGUCCGGAAAUAUAAAACUAUGUGUUCUGCCUUUUUACUGGCAGAUGCCGAAGAGAAAAAUACAAUAUUUGUAUUAUUUUUCUACCAGUAAGUUUCUCCUACCAUCUGUCUUGUAAAUAUUGUAAUAUUUUUAAGUUUAAUAUUAUAAGCAUAGAUUUGCUCUGAGAUAAAUGACUUCAUAAAUGUGAAAUGUUUGGAUAAAUUCAAGGAAAAUAUCUUCAUAA
Molecule: messenger RNA, 1909 nt
Organism: Otolemur garnettii (small-eared galago)
Lineage: Eukaryota; Metazoa; Chordata; Mammalia; Primates; Galagidae
Gene: LTV1
Product: LTV1 ribosome biogenesis factor
Exons: 11
Coding region: 198-1616 (472 amino acids)
Biological process (GO): ribosomal small subunit biogenesis; ribosomal small subunit export from nucleus
Cellular component (GO): nucleus; cytosol; preribosome, small subunit precursor
Source: RefSeq, a predicted model, not a curated record